GGGGACACGCCGGUUUAUAAGGCGGGAGCGGCCGCCGCGCGGGUGCGGGAGGCGGCGGCUCUGGCGGCAGCGGGACUCGAACCCGCUGAUUUCGGAUGCGCCCGGCCGCCACGGCGGGGCCGCGGCCACCCAGGGGCCAUGGAGCUGCCCACGGCGCUGCCCACGGCUGCCGGUACCGCCUGGGGCAACGGCUCCGCCUGGGCCCCCCUGCCCGGCCAGGGGGCCAACGACACGGGGCCACCGCGGGCCAAGAACGCCACCUCCAUCCUCAUCGCCAUCGUCAUCACCGCGCUCUACUCCGUGGUGUGCGUGGUCGGGCUGCUGGGCAACGUCCUGGUGAUGUACGGCAUCGUCAGGUACACCAAGAUGAAGACAGCCACCAAUAUCUACAUCUUCAACCUGGCCCUGGCAGAUGCGCUGGCCACCAGCACACUGCCCUUCCAGAGCGCCAAGUACCUGAUGGAGACCUGGCCCUUCGGGGAGCUGCUCUGCAAAGUUGUGCUCUCCAUUGACUACUACAACAUGUUCACCAGUAUCUUCACCCUCACCAUGAUGAGUGUGGACCGCUACGUCGCUGUGUGCCACCCAGUCAAGGCCCUGGACUUCCGCACACCAGCCAAGGCCAAGGUCAUCAAUGUCUGCAUCUGGGUGCUUUCCUCCCUCAUCGGUGUGCCCAUCAUGGCCAUGGCGGUCACCAAGUCAAAAGCAGAUGGGAUGGUGCUGUGCACGCUCCAGUUUCCUGAUCCUCCCAUCUACUGGGACACCGUGACCAAGAUCUGUGUCUUCAUCUUCGCCUUUAUGGUGCCCAUCUUGGUCAUCACCAUCUGCUAUGGGCUGAUGAUCCUUCGCCUGAAGAGCGUCCGCCUCCUCUCGGGCUCCAAGGAGAAGGACCGCAACCUGCGGCGCAUCACGCGCAUGGUGCUGGUGGUGGUGGCAGCCUUCAUCAUCUGUUGGACACCCAUCCACAUCUUCGUCAUCGUCUGGACGCUGGUGGACAUAGAUAAGAAGAACCCCUACGUGGUGGCCAGCCUGCACUUCUGCAUUGCCCUGGGUUACACCAACAGCAGCCUCAACCCCGUCCUUUAUGCUUUCCUGGAUGAAAAUUUCAAGAGGUGUUUCCGAGAGUUUUGCCUGCCUUUCCGAGCCCGCGUGGACCAGAACAGCUUCUCCCGUGCCAGAAACACCACGCGGGAGCGGGUCUCCACCUGCACACCUUCCGAAGCUCGCAACAAGCCAGCAUGACUAGACGUGGGCAGCUUCCAGCGGGGCUGCCGGGACCACGGAGGGGACGACCUGCGCUCAGAAGUGACCCAGGUCACCACCACGGAGCUCUAGCAGGGUGGUGACCUGGGUGCUGCUCGAUAAUGCCGCUGGGUUUAAGUUCAGACUGACAGCAAGUGACUGCAAAGACUUUUUUCAUCCUGGAAAACCAGGGAUGGGGGAAUCGGGACCCCCCCAGGCAAUGUGGGGAGAGGACCAAAACAAGAGGCAACCUGGGCAGGGCUGCUCUGCUGCUGGUCCCACCGCGGCUGGGGACAGUCGGCAGCCCCGUACACCCAACGAGGGCUGUCACCCUCCAACACACGGCUACUGGCAAAGCCUACGCAUCCUGGGACGCCGUGACUGCAAUGACCACCUGCUUCUCCUGCGUGGGCCAAGGUAGCACCACAGCCCGUGGCAAGAGGGGAAACGCUCCCCUGGCAGAAGCGGACUGUGCCAGGGGGUGAUGCCACAUCACGGGGCCUCGCUCCAUCCCCCUCUGAGCUGUGUCUGGUUGUUUUUUACAACCAGAGAUGGGAAGAGAAAACAACACCACUUCAGAGACACUGUUAUCAAAGAGCCCCAGAUCCACAGGAAAAAAUUUACUGGAGUUCUUCAAACAGGGACUGCCUCCAGAGGACAACUUUCUACUGUUAACGUCAUUACUGUAUUAUUUAGAGACCUCUGGCUGCAGCCAGGGCAGCCCCAGACACAGAUGUGAUAAUGGGAAUAUGGAUACACGGCCAGGGGCUGGGUAGAGGGAUGGAGCAGGACACAUCCCAAGCCCAGCCGGUGUCCACGUGCCAGUGCCAAGUUCCCCUGGCCCAGCAUCCAUCAGGGCGACAGGGAAACCACUUCCUCAUCCGUCUGCCUCCGAAGACAUUAAGGCUGAGAAAGAUCUCAUUAAGGGAGCAAUUCAUGGGAAUUUGAGGAGUUUCUCGCAGUGCUAAAGCAAUUAGGAUGGACUAACGGGCGGCGCUGGGAGGGCUCUCUCCCCUGCCUGCCAGGUGAAGGAUGAGCAGUAGCACUGCCCCAAUUUCCUUUAGCAAAGCCAAAAAGGAUAGGGUUUUUUUUUAGAAGAAGAUGGGAAAAACAUCACCAUCAUUUCAUGAUUUCCCAAGCAAAGACAGAUGUCAUACAAGCACUGGGAAAGGACCCACCACCCACAAGAGGCACAGAUUUUGGGAUUUCAUGCUCAGCACUCAUCUGGUUGGAGCAGCCAUCCCUCCGAAGAGGCAGCCGAGCUCCGAGGCAGCACAUCCUGCGGGAGCCACCGGCCAGGGACCUCUGGACCACAUUACCUGCUGCUAAACGAUGACUGAUGGGUCCUCGCAGCCUUCCGCUCACUGAAUCUCCCGUGCUGGCUGCCAGCAGCAUCCGGGAGCCACGACUUUUCCUUCCUCUCACCUUCCCACCACUGUGGCUGCAACUGGGAGGUCAAACAGCCGGAAGAGGAGGAGGAGGCGGUGGCUCGGAGGGAGCCAUAAUAGCAUUUAUUGGACAAAUUGAUGCAGCUGGAGGAAGCAGGCGAGUGCCUGGGUGCACCUGGGGCUCGUGGGCUGGAUGGAGAGCCUGGGCUGCAUCUCUGGUUUUUCCAGUUGCAUCAAUUUAGCCUAAUAAAGGCCAUUACCUCUCCUUACCAGCCCUACCUUUCUCCAGAGCCUGUGGAAAUUGCAGCCUCCCUGUUAGGAAGGCAGAGACGAUGAGGCAGCCAAAACCAAUUUCUCUUUCAAAGGAACCAAAUAAGGUGAAAUUGCCCAUCUGGAUCUCGAAUCAAUUGCUGCCGAAGCACACGAGCCAUCCCCUUGUCUGCCUGCCCCUGUCACCCUGCCCCGAGCAAAAGCAUCUGGCUUGGUGUUACGUCAGCCUGGAGACCUCCAGCUCCCGCCCAGGGCUCCUCUGGAUCCCUUUGCAGGCACGGAUGGAGUCCUGGACCACCAGCAGAGCCACGCUUGGUCUCCUCGUCCCCUGCCACUGCAAGCCUGGCUGCUUGUGGAGCAUGGAGCAUCGGGUGCAGGAGGGCGAGCAGGACAGGCUCUGGGGCAGGAACUGGGGGAGACCCCCAGGGUCCUACGAGGCUGAGCUUCAGCUCCAUGGGAAGAGAGACUAAGGUGUCCAGAAGGAGUUGGAGACCACCUUUCAGCUCUCCACCUCCACCCACCCUGGGGGCAAAGCCCUCAGCAGCAUGUGGUGGGAACGGCUCUUGGUCUGGAGCUGGUUCAUGGUGAGGUCUUGGCAAUGGUGGGGGUCCCACCAGGGCUGGGUGUCCCCGCAGGGGUGGAAUGUCCCACUCUGGACCAGGACAUCUUGGGUUUCACUCCAGGAUUCAGCAUGAAGCUGAAUUCCAGCUUGAUAUCUUAAUCUGGGGGGUACCCCCAAAAAUUUGAUGACUCAAAAUCAUUGACCUCUUCACUCACCUUGGCCAGUGUCUCAGUGUCUCCUAGAGAUGCCAACCCCAUGAUCCAGGCCGGUAAAGGCACGAAGGACAGCAGAGUUCCCAACCACAGCAGCAGUGUUGCUGAGAGCACAGCGAAGAAACUGGGGGACACGGGGGAGACGAACCCCAUCAACUGUGGAUGGGGCAUCUCUGCCCCAGCGCAACAUGCUGUCAUGUUGGGGGGGUCCAAGCUGCAAGUGCUGGGGGCUGCAGGAUGGCUUGGGACUCCACAGGCAGCUUGGCCACCCCCCAAAUCUCAGCCACCCCAUUCCCCAUCCCCACGGGGCCUUUUUUCCAUCUGCCAAAUUCUCAGCUUGCUGGGACAUGUGCCUGCAAUGGCCUUAAAGCAGGUUAAAAGGCUUCAAGCCAUUAUUUUUUAAAUACAGCCACGCUUGGGCAGAACUCGGAGCCCAGGACACGGGAUCGUGGCUUUUCUUAGCUUAGGUUUUUCUGAAGAAUAAUAAAAAGGAAUAUUCCUGGGGGAAAAGGGGAUGCUGAUGGCAAACACUGUGCCGGAGCCCUUGCAAUGACACAGCCCCAGAGCAUCACCCACCUGCUUGUUCCAGCAGCAUUUGAGGGCUGGUCUGGCCUCUCCCCACAACAGCAACCCCCCCCCAGCUCCACCAGCCCCUCGUUCAGGCUGGGAGCACAGGGUCAAAUCCUGACCCAGGGAAACACCACUGGGAGCUUCUAUCUGCCCGUGCAGGGCCGUGCCGCAGCUGGGAUGCUUGGAGGGCACUCUGUGUACUUAUAUAUAUAUUUAGAUAUAUGUAUAUCUCUCUGUCUAUAGCUGUAUGAAAUUCAAGUGACCCCAGGUCACCCCAGCCCACCCUGCUAUAGCAGACCCUGCUACUCUGUGUGAUGGAGCUCGGGCUCCUGCCGGGUCCGCAGCACCGACUGGGACCUCGCAAAGAGCUUCAGCUGGUACCUCCAGCUCCAGCCCUCGCGAUUCUGGGCUUUUGAUGGCAUUUCUGUAUAGGAACGAUGCUUUCUAAAAAACUAAAUAAAACAAGAGAUAGCAAACAGUUUCCAGCUCUCGACUCUCAGGGUGAUGUUC
Falco peregrinus (peregrine falcon) is the source of this 4754-nucleotide messenger RNA. RefSeq names its product opioid receptor delta 1 (gene OPRD1). NCBI's taxonomy places the organism in Eukaryota, Metazoa, Chordata, Aves, Falconiformes, Falconidae. Gene Ontology annotation, molecular function: G protein-coupled enkephalin receptor activity; neuropeptide binding. The record is from RefSeq and is a predicted model, not a curated record. The coding region runs from base 139 to 1242 and encodes 367 amino acids. The transcript has 3 exons. Gene Ontology annotation, cellular component: neuron projection; membrane. Gene Ontology annotation, biological process: G protein-coupled opioid receptor signaling pathway; neuropeptide signaling pathway.